Molecule: messenger RNA, 1194 nt
Organism: Arachis stenosperma
Lineage: Eukaryota; Viridiplantae; Streptophyta; Magnoliopsida; Fabales; Fabaceae
Exons: 2
Coding region: 1-1194 (397 amino acids)
Molecular function (GO): nucleic acid binding; zinc ion binding
Source: RefSeq, a predicted model, not a curated record
AUGGUGCAGAAGAUGCCUGGUUCAGUUGUCCAAAUAGAAACACGACCACUGUACAAUGGGAAUGAGGAGGCGCAAGGUGUAAAAAUACUUCAUCGUGUAUUUUGGAGUUUCAAUCCAUACAUUAGGGCAUUCAGGCAUUGCAAGCCCCUUGUUCAGAUUGACGGCACACACCUAUACAGAAAAUACAAAGGUACACCUCUAGUCGCUGUUGCACAAGAUGGAAACCAGAACAUUGUGCCUAUCGCCUUUGCCUUGGUGGAAGGGGAGACAGCUGAUGCAUGGCAUUUCUUUCUCAGGAAUCUGCUAAUACACAUCGGCAGUAACUUCUUAAGGGCAUUCAAAGUCCCUCACUUGCAAAAGCUUGUUGUCAACAUAGGGUAUUCAAGAACGGUAGAGGAGUACAAUAUCAACUAUAAGGGGUUGGAAGAGCGAGGCGAGGCAUAUGCCAGGUGGUGCGAUGCCAUUGGACUCAGACAUUGGGUAUUGGCAUUCGACGAGGGACAUCGAUGGGGCCAUAUGACAACGAACCUUGUCGAGUGCAUUAACUCAGUGUUGAAGGGUGCCCGUAAUCUACCUGUGUUGGCGCUGGUCCGAGCAAUAUAUUAUAAGUUAAAUGAACUUUUUACGCGGAAGAGUGCCGAGACUCACGAACGCAAGCGUGCUGGAUAUAUGUACUCCGCAUUUGCGCAACAGCGGAUAGAAGCAAGUAUGCAACAGGCUGGAAAUAUAGUUGUGCACCUCUUUGAUAGACGAAAUGAGGUGUUUGAGGUGCGCGAAAUGACUACAAAAAAGGUGUUAGUUGUUGAUCUUGCGCGACGGAGGUGUGACUGUGGGCACUUUCAGGUUGAACGAAUACCAUGUCGCCAUGUUAUUGCUUGCUGUGCUAACCAGCAUCUCGAUUGGCAGUUGUAUGUACAUGAUAUGUACAAGAUGACGGAGGUCCGUAAAGUAUAUAGGUUUGAGUUCACACCAUUAGGUGAUCGCGAUACAUGGCCUGCUUAUGAGGGACCCACAUUAGUCGCUAAUCCCGCGCUGAGGCGAACGUCUAAAGGCAGGCCCAAACUGAUCCGAUACUUGAAUGAAAUGGACUCACGCGACAUGCGUGGUCCUCGGAUAUGCCGUCUCUGUGGUGCUCAGGGUCAUAGUCAGAGUAGGUGUCCUCAGCGUGCUGGACCGAGUGGUGCUGGUUCAUAG